GUGCGCAUGUUUGUCGCUCCGCAAACAGAAACGGAAGCGGACUAACCAGCAGUAGACAUGGGGACUGGAUGAGUCGAAGGACGGAAUUCACCUCCAGGAGCCCUGACGUUCGGACAUGGGGGACCUUCAGCAGUGGUCGUGAUCCUUCAGGUCCACGUCGUGCGUGGUUGCAGUCGUUCUGGGACCUUUCGUGGUUCCAGCAUGACGGACUACCUGCCUCCUACCCUGCUGGAAGCCUGCAUCAUAGUGGGAGCGUCUGCUGACAAACUCCACGAGGUCUUCUCCUCUUGCACAGGUCACAUCACAGAAAACAGUACAGUGUCAAAUAAAUACCGUGCCGAUCUCUGUUUACCCACACAGGCGGUUAAUCCCGGCGGAACCCCCAGGCAGUUGGAGCCGGAGGUGCUGCAUGUCCUGGCACCUCCCUUUGGGAACAGACCUCAAAGUGAAAGUGAAAGCCGGCAGCGCCUGAAAAAAAAACGCUCCAUUCUCCGGAGGAAGAGGGACUCACCUGCUGCUGCUGCUUCGCCCCCUGGCCAAGGUUCAGCAGUGGAGGAAAAAGGAGCUGGUGAAGACGUCAGUGUUCCCAGUAGCAUCAACCUCAUGGCUAUACCUCAGCUCUGCUUCCCUGAUGGGCUUCAAGUAACCAAUGAACAGAGAGAUGAACAAUUCCACUUUCUGGUUUUUACUGACGUCUUUGGCAACAAGGCCCAUGGAGUAGUGAUGCAGUGUUCCCGGCCCAUACUGGAAGGGACGUAUUUCUCCCAUAACGGAGCUGGAUCCAAGCUUCCUAAACUGUUCUCCGCCUACAGUUUCUGUAUCAUAUCCAAGUUUCCGUACUUCACUGCACUCAAAGACUGCCUGUCAUGUCUUUCAGUCCAGCUGAGGACCUGUUGUUUAUCAGACAUGGAGGAGAGAGUGAGGGAGUUUGCAACCAGACUGUCACUCGUGCCCGUCCCACCUCCAGGACAGCUUCAGUUGAUGUUUUCGUUGCCUCCUCUGACCAUCGUACUACCACCUCAGGAAGACGCCGACCACCCCGUUAUAGAUUUAGCGCUCCAUCUGCCUUUCCUGUGCUUCAGGCCCCAGCAGCUUCUGCAGCUGAUUUCUUGCCUCCUGCAGGAACAGCGGCUGGUGCUGCUUUCUGCAAACUGGGCCAAACUCACGCUGGUGGCUGAGAGCUUAAUGGUUUUAUUACAGCCGUUCACGUGGCAGCAGCCUUACGUCCCCGUUCUGUCCAGAGGCAUGUUGGACUUCCUCAUGGCUCCAACUGCCUUCCUCAUGGGUUGCCAUGUCAGCCAUUUUGAAGAGGUUGUUUCUGAAACAGAUGGGCUGAUCUUGGUCAACAUCGAUAAAGGAACUGUCUACGCGUCUAGUUGGGACCCUGUUGAUCUCCCAGACGUCCCUUCAGAUGCAGCAGACUGCUUCACAGAGAGGUGUCAGUCUCUGCAGGUACACUUGGAUUUGGAUGAGUGCCACCAGAUGAGCAGCUGUGACAUCGAUGAGCAGAGGACGUGGAGAAGAACCUGGCAACACAACCUCAACCUGCAGAUCCAGAGGGUCGCGUUGGAACUGAUGGUCAACCUGUUCAGAGACGUUAGCAGCCAUCUGAACUAUGAGCACAGAGUCUUUAACAGCCAGGAGUUCCUGAAAACUAGAGAGCCGGCGGAGCUGCCCUUUUACAAAACGGUGUUGGAGACACACACCUUUCAUUCCUUUCUCAGAGACCGUCUCAACAGGAAGAUGGACAGUUACGCUCGACUGGAACUCAUCAGUUGCUGUGAGAUGUGGAACAUAAAGCCUGAAGUCCCAUACAGACCCACUAUGCAGGAGAUUCAAACUCGCAGAAAGUCCUCCACCACAGGCAGGACGCCAGGGACCAUGAUGUCUGAACCUGCACUGAACGCUCCCCCUGAGCCCGUGAAGACGUUCAAGCUCCCAGACUUCCCAGAGUCUCUGUCCUUCCACUCAAUCCAGGGCUUUUACGGUCAACUCAUCCAGCAGCUGGACAAAGCUAUUUCCUCUGUCCAAAACGAGGACGAUGCGCUGUUGGCCAGGUUCUCUGCUUUCCUCGUUUUUCCCCUUCCACUCCGUAAACAUUUCUGCUUCGACGGUCAUCUCUUCUUCUGCAGAUUCUAUUACCUGCGAGGCUUCAUCAGCGCGCUGUACUCCCGGCGACUGGACGCUCUGAGCGACUUCCAGAACCUCUACAAAACCGACGCUCUCGUCUUCCCCGCUCAGCUGGUCUCGUGGCUCGUGGACACGCUGCCUCAGGAUGAGCGACGCCGGGCCGAGCAGCGCCCGGAGCUCCAGAGUCUCAUCCUCAGGGUAAAGACGGAGAAUGAGAAGCCGCCGGUGCAGCAGGACAACCAAAUCAAGACGUUUGUGCUUCCCAUGCAGAAAAUGUCGCCUCAUCAGUUUGUGAGCUGCAUUCAGGAGAGCGGGAUCGUUAAGGAUGUGGGAACCAUUAAGCGCUUAUUUAAAGUUCUUGCUGACGGCCAGCCAGCGCAGGUGGACCCUUUAAUGUUUAGGGACUUCUACACCGUCUGGAAGGAGAUAGAGGCUGGAUCCCAAGACAUCAACCUUCCCUCCAAUGUCAUAGAAAGGCUUGACAGCAAUGAGUGUGUGUACAAGCUGUCGUCCUGUGUGAAGACGUCCAUCGGUGUUGGUAGUAUUGCCAUGACCCAGAAACGCCUGUUCUUGCUAACUGAGGGAAGACCAGGCUACCUCGAAAUCACCAAGUUCAGAGACAUAGUGGAUGUUAAGAAGGCCUCCGCUCCUUUUCUGCUUGUUCGCAUUCCUUCCCUUCGCAUCAGGACCUCCAAAAGGCCGGAGGUGUUUGAGGCCAACCUGAAGACAGAGACCGAGCUCUGGAGCCUCAUGGUCAAAGAGAUGUGGAUCGGACGCAAGAUGGCCGACCGGCAAAAGGAUCCUCAGUACCUGACUCAGGCUCUGACAAACGUCUUGUUGAUGGAAACCGUCGUACGCUGCCUGCAGUCCCAGAAGUCCAUCGUCGCUGCCGCACAGCUCACAAACUUUGACAGGCUCAAGCGUGAAGUGUCCAUGACGGAGCAUGAAACUACCUCAGAAACUCUCAAACACAGGAUUAACCCGUCCCAAGACCUAUAUGAACCUCAGACUGUGCACGUGCUCUUAUACACACCAGGUCAACUGAACUGCGGUGACUCACAGGGCGACAUGCACCCGAAGCUGUGGGUGGCUCUCAGCGGGGGCAGAGUGGUUGUUUAUGAUGCAACUAGCUGGUCCAUGCUGCAGGGCAGCAUCCAGGUCGGCAGGUCGCAGCUGAACUGCAUGGUGGGACUGGGCUGCGAGCAGGUGUGGAUCGGCUCUCAGGACUCCGUGAUCUACAUCAUAGAUGCUCGCAGCAUGUCCUGCAACAAACAGCUGACGGAACACAGGCAUGAAGUGACGGCUCUGGCCGCGGACGCCAGACAUCAUGCAUACUCCUGCAGCGGCGAUGGAACAAUCCUGCAGUGGGACGCUGCCAGUCUUAAAGUGAGGAAACAGUUCCACCUAAAGCCGAGCCGUUGGUUGUCCCUGCAGAUGCAUGACGAUGCACUGUGGUGCUGUUGUGGCGACAGCAUUGUGGAACUGAGAGAAGACGGUGAGCCCCAGCGAAUCCUGACGCUUCCUGACGACCUACAAAGUGUCAACAACGUCUUCAGCUGCUUCGUGGUCCUUCCACAGCAGGGUCAGGUGUGGGCAGGCUGUGCAAAGUCAGGCGACCUCUGUUUCUGGCAAAUUAACAGCCUUCUGCAUUCGUCCAUGAGGAUCUUGAUACCAGGCGCUUCAGAAGUCACCUGUAUGAUCCGGGUCAAGGAGCAGAUCUGGAUAGGUUGUGAUGAACAGAGCAGGGACGGAGGUCUGUGCGAUGAUCGGGUGAAGAGUCGAGUGUUGGUGGUUGACCCCAGGAGCCACACGGUGGCAAAGGAGCUGCUGGCUCAUUCGGAUGCCAUCCAGGCUCUGUGCUCCAUUGAAGAUCGCUAUGUGCUGAGCGGCUCGGCGUGCCGCGAUGGAAAGAUCGCCAUCUGGAAAGUUGAGUAGCUCCAUGAAGACGCACGGGGGACAUUAAGAGUCCACACGGGACCUUCCACUGUGAUCUACUGUGACUGGGCCAGUUUCACUAACCACGGUGCUAAUGUUUUAUUCUAAAAGCUAUUUGUUCAACGAAAUCUCUAAUCAAAUGUUUUAUUGUCAGGAAAUAAAUGAUGUGUUUACAUAAAUGA
Molecule: messenger RNA, 4247 nt
Organism: Betta splendens (Siamese fighting fish)
Lineage: Eukaryota; Metazoa; Chordata; Actinopteri; Anabantiformes; Osphronemidae
Product: DENN domain-containing protein 3-like
Exons: 26
Coding region: 202-4065 (1287 amino acids)
Biological process (GO): regulation of Rab protein signal transduction
Cellular component (GO): cytoplasmic vesicle
Molecular function (GO): protein binding
Source: RefSeq, a predicted model, not a curated record